UCUCUCUCUCUCUCUCUCUCUCUCUCUCUCUCUCUCUCUCUCUCUUCCUGUUUGGACAAAUGCUUACUUUAAAUCUAAUAUCAUCCUCUCCUAUCACUUUCGCCAAAUCUAUCCCCAUUAAUUCUUCUCCACUUUUUAUUAGGACUCAAAACCGUGAGUACUUAAACUCUCCUCCUGCUCUCCUCAACAAAACCACCUUUCUUAUUCCUACCAAAAUCCAUGGAUACCCACUUGGGCUCACUCCUCAGAUCCAGGAUUCAAGCGUCAAAAAUGAAUACCUUUUGGGGAUUUCUUCAAAAAACAGAUCUUUGAUUGCUAAAGCAGCAGCUGCUGAAUCAAACCCGGAAGGAGAUGGAAGAACAAAGCCCAACAAGACCCUCAAACUUGCGCUAGUGUUUGGUUUGUGGUACUUUCAAAACAUUGUUUUUAAUAUCUACAACAAGAAGGUAUUGAACAUCUUCCCUUUUCCUUGGCUUUUAGCCUCCUUUCAGUUAUUUGCUGGCUCUGUUUGGAUGCUGAUUUUAUGGUCCCUAAAGUUGCAACCUUGCCCAAAAAUUACUAAACCAUUUAUUAUUGCUCUUCUUGGACCUGCAUUGUUUCACACAAUUGGUCACAUUUCAGCUUGUGUGUCUUUUUCCAAGGUGGCUGUGUCUUUCACACAUGUUAUCAAAUCAGCUGAGCCUGUAUUCUCUGUUAUUUUCUUAUCCUUUCUUGGGGAUACUUAUCCAUUAAAGGUCUGGCUUUCCAUUCUUCCCAUUGUUUUUGGUUGCUCUCUUGCUGCUGUCACUGAAGUUUCCUUCAAUUUUGGUGGUCUGUGGGGUGCUAUGAUUAGUAAUGUUGGUUUUGUUUUGAGGAAUAUUUUUUCUAAGAAAAGUUUGCAGAAUUUCAAGGAAGUGGAUGGAUUGAAUUUGUAUGGUUGGAUCAGCAUAAUCUCAUUGUUUUAUUUGUUUCCGGUUGCGAUAUUUGUGGAAGGUUCUCAAUGGAUUCCAGGCUAUCAUAAAGCAAUUGAAGCUGUUGCCAAACCAUCUACGUUUUACAUAUGGGUGUUGCUUUCUGGAAUUUUUUACCAUCUAUAUAACCAAUCGUCUUACCAGGCUCUUGAUGAUAUCAGUCCAUUGACCUUUUCGGUAGGAAAUACUAUGAAGAGAGUGGUGGUUAUUGUGGCUACUGUUUUGGUUUUCAGGAAUCCUGUUAGGCCUUUGAAUGCGCUUGGAUCUGCCAUUGCGAUAUUGGGCACAUUCUUGUACUCACAGGCUACAGCUAAGAAGAAAGUUGAAGGUGAAAAGAAGAGUUAAAGAUUCAGUUGGGCUGUUGACAAUUUUCUUGUUUGAUCUGAUAACAUUUUCAUUUUUGUCCUAUUAUCUCAUUUCACAAUUAUAAAAUCUUAUCAAUGCUUAGAAAGUUUUUCUUUUUCUUUUCUAUGUUUUUAUGACGAUAUGUUUUCUCUAUGUUGCUUCUUGAUUUAUGUUUGGUUGGAAUCUAUUAUUGUUAUAUAUUCCAAAGGUUAUCUGAGUAGGCUGUUCUAAUUCGGAGCCAACAUUGGAUUAUAAUUCCAUAUUUUCUUAAUUUCAGGUCUUGAAUUGUUGUCCUGUUAUCUUAUUUCACAAUAAUAAAAUCUUAUCAAUGCUUCGAA
This is a messenger RNA of Mangifera indica (mango), 1633 nucleotides long. Its product is annotated as xylulose 5-phosphate/phosphate translocator, chloroplastic. Gene Ontology annotation, molecular function: phosphoglycerate transmembrane transporter activity; antiporter activity; triose-phosphate transmembrane transporter activity. The record is from RefSeq and is a predicted model, not a curated record. Gene Ontology annotation, biological process: transmembrane transport. Gene Ontology annotation, cellular component: Golgi apparatus; membrane. The transcript has 2 exons. NCBI's taxonomy places the organism in Eukaryota, Viridiplantae, Streptophyta, Magnoliopsida, Sapindales, Anacardiaceae. The coding region runs from base 60 to 1295 and encodes 411 amino acids.